Molecule: messenger RNA, 939 nt
Organism: Ambispora gerdemannii
Lineage: Eukaryota; Fungi; Glomeromycota; Glomeromycetes; Archaeosporales; Ambisporaceae
Source: the annotation of a GenBank genome assembly
AUGAGUAGUCAGGCAAUAGAAAUCCUUCAAUCAACAAAGAAAAUAGAGACAACCCAAAAACAGAAAGUGACAGAGAAACCGAACCGUAUUCGAGGCUUUCUGGCUGGUGUUACGUCCGGAGUGACUAAACUAUGUGUUGGUCACCCGUUUGAUACAAUUAAAGUGCGUCUACAAACCUCUGGCCUUGAUGGACGGUUUCGUGGACCAAUUCAUUGCCUUACUACAACUAUUCAAAAGGAAGAAGGGCUUCGUGCCUUAUAUAAGGGUGCAACUCCUCCUCUAAUUGGAUGGGUCUUUAUGGACAGUAUAUUGUUGGGUUCCCUUCACAAUUAUCGUCUUCUUCUACAAAAAAACGACCCAACUGUUAAACUGACUAUUCCUCAAAAUGCAUUAGCUGGUCUUGGUGCUGGGCUUACAGUGUCAUUUGUUGCGACACCAGUUGAACAUAUUAAGGCACGAUUACAAGUACAGUAUGACGCUCCAACAAAGCUUUAUAAUGGACCUAUUGAUUGUGCUCGUAAAAUAAUCAGAAAUAAUGGUAUUUUUGGCCUAUGGAAAGGUCUUACGGAAACAUUGCUAUUUAGGAGUUGGUUCGCAGUAUGGUGGGGCACAUACGAGCUCUACUCCAAUUGGUUGAGAGAAAUGAAAUUUAACGAGGGAACUGUUAAUUUUAUUGCUGGGGGGCUAGGCGCCACUACUUUUUGGUGUUGUUCAUUCCCGUUCGAUGUGGUAAAAAACCGAAUUAUGACACAACCGGAUGUCAAGUUGGUCCGUUUUCCAAAUAUGUUAAGUUGUGCUAGACAUUUGUAUCAAACAGAGGGUUAUUCUGGAUUCUAUCGCGGCUUCGCACCAUGUCUAUUACGCUCAUUUCCUACAAACGCCUCCGCGAUUUUAGCUUUUGAAACGACAAUGCGACUUUUGAAAGAUUUCGAUAUGUAA